Schizophyllum commune H4-8 is the source of this 402-nucleotide messenger RNA. RefSeq lists its product as uncharacterized. Bases 1 to 402 code for a protein of 133 amino acids. NCBI's taxonomy places the organism in Eukaryota, Fungi, Basidiomycota, Agaricomycetes, Agaricales, Schizophyllaceae. The transcript has 4 exons. The record is from RefSeq and is a predicted model, not a curated record.
AUGGGCGAAGAGUACCGACCUCUUGACCUCAGCGCUGCGGAGGCGGCCCUUCCCGCUCUCGCUUUCUACUCCGAUCCCGACGUCGGCGGCUACGUGAUUUCGCAUGGAAAUUCCUGGUACCGCGGACAAGCCAUCAACGAACUCAAUGUAUCCACUCUUCUCUGGCUGGCCAAUGUUCAGGCCACCGGAGGCCCCCUCGCGGAUGCGAGAGACGCUGCUGAGGCGUACAUGAACGGGAUUCUCCAGAAUCCUGGGUAUGUCAGGAUCCCUUACGGGCAGUACCGCUUCGCAACGAUAGGUUCUGUGAUGAGCGACGACCCGGAGUACAUCCGAUGGAUUUCUUGUUUGUUCGUCCUCAAUUCGCAACCGCCCAACAUCUUCGACCUUGUGUCGGUUUCUUAA